Messenger RNA from Cavia porcellus (domestic guinea pig), 14018 nucleotides. RefSeq names its product protein diaphanous homolog 1. Lineage: Eukaryota; Metazoa; Chordata; Mammalia; Rodentia; Caviidae. Gene Ontology annotation, cellular component: actin filament. Gene Ontology annotation, molecular function: small GTPase binding; actin binding. The record is from RefSeq and is a predicted model, not a curated record. The transcript has 17 exons. Gene Ontology annotation, biological process: actin cytoskeleton organization; actin filament polymerization. The coding region runs from base 576 to 3125 and encodes 849 amino acids.
UGUCCAGUUAUUUUUUGUGUGUUUAUUCCAAAUGUAUUGCAGACAGUAAAAACUGAGUUAUCCUAAAACGCCCAGCACUUAAAUUUUCUGACAGAAUAACAGUCCCUGCCAUGCAGUUUUUGGUUUAGAUCAUCAUACCCUGGUCUAGAUGUGAGGUGGUUUAGGCUUUACAGCCACUUGGGUGCUGCGCUGGGGCUAAGGAGCCUGCGGGCUCUGACCGCCAGGGGGCGGUGCUCCUGUGGCCCGGAGCGCUGCACCGCCCACUCGCCCCCGCCCCCCCCCAACGUGGGUCCGAAUGGUUAGGUCCGCUGGGCAGGUAGCGCGCUUCCGCGACUUCCCUCCACCCCCUUCCCUUCCCCCCAUUGGUAGGGGCUGCGGGUCCGGGCGGAAGUGGGGCAGGCGGGCGGGAGCGAGGCGUCGCCGUUGUAUAUUCAUGAGGCGCGCGCAGCUCGGCAUGCUAAUGAGGCGGGGCGCGGCGGCCGGCUGAAGAGCUGCUGGGCGGCGGCGGCGGCUGGCGUGGAGCGGCCAGGCGGGAGCGGUGUAGGCGCGGGGUCACUGACCGUGCGAACCGGGACAUGGAGCCCUCCGGUGGAAGCCAAGGGCCCGGCCGCGGGACCCGGGACAAGAAGAAGGGCCGGAGCCCGGAUGAGCUGCCUGCGACGGGCGGCGACGGCGGCAAAUCCAAGAAAUUUACUUUGAAGCGACUCAUGGCAGAUGAGCUGGAGAGAUUUACCAGCAUGAGAAUUAAGAAGGAGAAAGAAAAGCCCAAUUCUGCUCAUAGAAAUUCUUCCACAUCGUAUGGGGAUGAUCCCACAGCACAGUCGCUGCAAGAUAUUUCAGAUGAGCAAGUUUUAGCUCUCUUUGAACAGAUGUUGCUGGAUAUGAAUCUGAAUGAGGAGAAACAACAGCCUUUGAGAGAGAAGGACAUUGUUAUCAAGAGGGAGAUGGUGUCCCAGUACUUACACACUUCCAAGGCUGGCAUGAGCCAAAAGGAGAGUUCCAGGUCUGCCAUGAUGUACAUUCAGGAGUUGAGAUCAGGCUUGCGGGAUGUGUCUCUGCUCAACUGCCUAGAGUCCCUUCGUGUCUCUCUCAACAACAACCCUGUCAGUUGGGUACAAACAUUUGGUGCUGAAGGCCUGGCUUCUUUAUUAGACAUUCUCAAACGACUUCAUGAUGAAAAAGAAGACAGUCCAGGAAGCUAUGAUAGCCGGAACCAGCAUGAGAUUAUUCGCUGCUUGAAAGCUUUUAUGAACAACAAGUUUGGAAUCAAGACCAUGUUGGAGGCAGAAGAAGGAAUCCUUCUGUUGGUCAGAGCCAUGGAUCCCGCAGUUCCCAACAUGAUGAUUGAUGCAGCUAAGCUGCUUUCUGCUCUCUGUAUUCUACCACAGCCAGAGGACAUGAAUGAACGUGUUUUGGAGGCAAUGACAGAAAGAGCUGAGAUGGAUGAAGCAGAACGUUUCCAGCCUUUGUUGGAUGGAUUAAAAAGUGGGACCUCCAUUGCAGUCAAGGUGGGAUGCCUGCAGCUGAUCAAUGCACUCAUCACUCCAGCUGAAGAACUUGACUUCCGAGUUCACAUCAGAAGUGAACUGAUGCGCUUGGGGCUGCAUCAGAUAUUGCAGGACCUUCGAGAGAUUGAAAAUGAUGAUAUGAAAGUGCAGUUAAGUGUGUUUAAUGAACACUCAGAAGAAGAUUCCUAUGACUUAAGGAGUCGGCUGGAUGACAUUCGCAUGGAGAUGGAUGACUUUAGUGAAGUCUUCCAGAUUCUCUUAAACACCGUGAAGGACUCAAAGGCAGAGCCACACUUCCUGUCUAUCCUUCAGCACCUGCUCUUGGUCCGAAAUGACUAUGAAGCCAGACCCCAGUACUAUAAGUUGAUUGAGGAAUGUAUUUCCCAGAUAGUUCUUCACAAGAAUGGGGCUGAUCCAGACUUCAAGUGCCGGCACCUCCAGAUUGAUAUUGAAGGAUUGAUUGAUCAAAUGAUUGAUAAAACAAAGGUGGAGAAAUCUGAAGCCAAAGCUACAGAGCUGGAAAAAAAGCUGGACUCAGAGUUAACAGCCCGACAUGAGCUACAAGUGGAAAUGAAGAAGAUGGAAAGUGACUUUGAGCAGAAACUUCAGAAUCUUCAGGGAGAAAAGGAUGCACUGGAUUCUGAAAAGCAACAGAUUGCCAUAGAGAAACAGGACCUGGAAGCAGAGAUGUCCCAGCUCACAGGAGAGGUUGCCAAGCUGUCAAAAGAACUUGAAGAUGCCAAGAAAGAAAUAGCUUCUCUGUCUGCUGCAGCUGUGGCUACAGCACCUUCUGUUCCUAGUAGUACUACUGCUCCCUCUGCCCCUCUUCCACCUGGUGCCUCUGGCACUGUUAUUCCACCCCCACCCCCACCCCCACCCCCACCUCCUCUUCCUGGAGCUGCUUCCAGUCCUCCACCAUCUGCCCUUCCUUUCCCUGGGAAUGUUUGCAUCCCCACACCCUCUUCUGUGCCUGCUGGUACUGACAUUCCCCCACCCCCGCCCUUACCUGAGGUUGCUGCUGUUCCCCCACCCCCUCCCUUCCCUGGGAGUACUGACAUCCCCCCCCCACCACCCUUACCUGGAGGUACUUACAUCCCCCCACCCCCUCCCUUGCCUGGGGUCGCUGGUGUUCCCCCACCCCCUCCCUUGCCUGGGAGUACUUCCAUCCCCCCUCCACCUCCUUUGCCUGGGGUUGCUGGUGUUCCCCCACCUCCUCCCUUGCCUGGAGGAACAGGAGUACCACCUCCCCCUCCCCCUCUUCCUGGUGGUCCUGGAAUUCCUCCACCCCCUCCAUUUCCUGGAGGUCCUGGCAUUCCUCCACCUCCACCUGGAAUGGGCAUGCCUCCACCUCCCCCUUUUGGAUUUGGAGUUCCUGCAGCCCCAGUUCUGCCAUUUGGAUUAACCCCUAAAAAAGUUUAUAAGCCAGAAGUGCAACUCCGGAGGCCAAACUGGUCCAAGUUUGUGGCCGAGGAUCUUUCCCAAGGUUGCUUCUGGACAAAGGUGAAGGAAGAUCGUUAUGAGAACAAUGAACUUUUUGCCAAACUCACCAAUACCUUUUCUGCCCAGACCAAGAGUGAGUACUUCCUAUUUAAUGCCAAAGUCUGGUGUAAGGCUUAGAAUAUCCUUUUGAUUUCCCAUCCUCUUCCCUUCUGUAUGUAGGGGUUGGGGUCAGGAGUGUUGGAUAGAAGAGAGAUAUUUUUGUAUUAUGGGAUUAUUGGAGUUGGGAAAGAGAAUUAUCCCAUGUGGGUAUUCUAUGUCAAUUAUGACUGUGGGAAUAUGAGAUUAGAGUGCCACAAGCUCAGUUUGGGGCCAUUUUGAUGAUACCAUUUUGUGGAUUUUGGCACUGCCUCAAGUUGUCAUCUCUAGGCUCAAGUAACUUAAUUAGCAAGGGUUGGAGGGAUUGUCUCCAAUAACCAUGUGUGAUUCCUUUCCUUUCUUUUAUUUCUUUCCAAUGUCUGAUGCUGUCUCCCUCCUGGCCCUUUGCUCCAGCAGCUUCCAAAGGUAAGAAUACAGAAGACUCUUUUAGUUGCACCUCUUGAAUAAUUGAGAAAAAAGAUCAAAUAAAUGCAUAGGAUUUUCUUUUUAAAAAACUGAGACCAAGGUUGAGAGUUGAUGGCUUGGGCCAGUAGCUAUAUAGUGUGGCCUGAAUAAGAAGUAAGUUUUUUUAUAUUAAUACUGUCACAUAGUUUUUUCUUUGGAAGGUGAAGGACAACUUAAUAAUACCAUUAGAAUUUUCAACGUGCUUUAACAUAUUACUGCUUUAUUUGAUCUGCCAUGAAGCCUUACGAGAUAGGUCAGGUAUGUGUUGUGUCCAUUCUGUAGAGUGAAUAGUUAGAUAGUGUUCCCCAGGGUACGUUACCAGAUGUCUGCAUCCUGACUUCUGGUCCAUGGUUUCUAUGUAAAUUCUUGGUUUUCUUUUUUACCUUCAUAUGUUUCUCUUUAUUUUAGAAGAGCUGAUCUGCUUUGCUAUCCUUGCUUCACUUUCUAAUUCUUGUGGUUGGGCACUUCUAGUUAUUUCUUCUGAGAAAUACAUUAUUUGGAAGAUCUUGUCUUGUAUGAUAAUUCUAGCCUAAUAAUUUUAUAUUUCCAUCAUCUCACAGUAUUGUUGUUCAAUUAGAGAUUUAUUAUGACCCUAGUGAUGAACAUUAAGUACGCUUCACAGUAUUUUUCCCCCUUCUUUCUCCAGUAAAUUAAUGUUUUAAAAGACAGUUUUUUAUAGAAAAUGUAAGUGAUGUGGUGGAACCAGGCUAUACUUUAUUCUGAUAGUCUAAUAGAUUGCUAGGCACCUUUGGUUACCCAAGUCAUGUGUGUCUCUAGCAGUGAAAGAUCAUGAUGCUCAGACCUGUUUCAUAGCCCUGUCACUUAGGGCAAAGUGGCCUUUUCCUCUGAGAACUGUCAUCUAAUAGAACAGGAAUUUACUUCCACUUUCUUAGUUUAAAACACCAACAAAGACUAGUUAACAGUAAAAGUAGAAAUCAAAUUGUUUCCUAUUAUGUAAAUUAAUAGUCUCUAUUCCUGUGUUAGGCUCUGGCAUAAGUUUCAGUUUUGUGCCUGGGCUGGUCACUGAGUUCCACUGCAAAUGUGCGCCAACUGGGCCUCUUUUCUUUCCCAUCUUUUUGUCCUGUUUGUUUCUAUUCCUACUGAUUUUAGCUGGCUUUUCUGGAGCUUAGUAGUCUUCCUUGGCAUUAUGUCCUCUUUAUCAGCAUUUUAACAGCAAGACUUUAUUUCAACUUUUGUUGUUUUCAACAAUGUAACCAAAUUUAAUCCUCCACCAGUUCUCAGUUUCUGCCCAGGAAACUGCUUUCUUACUCAUUGAGGUUCUAACUUGUAACAAUUUUGGCUUUAAAAAAGAAAAAAUUAUUCUCAGAAAUUUCUAUCAGAAAAGAACAAGUAUGAAUCUGUUUAGUUUUGUGUAUUAAUUUUCCUGUAAUAGUAAUGAUUCUUGGUAGAUUGCUAUUGUUACCAGGGAAAUUUGUAACUGGUCUUUAGUUGUAGUUAGGCCAUUCAGAUACUGCAUUUUCACGCUGUCGUAGUUUCCUACUCUUUUCAGGAGUAGAGAAGGUGCCCUUAAAUGACUAAGUCAAGGGUGUUUUUUUGUAUGUCCUAAAUUUUUAUCAUGUAGAAAAAUUCCUGGGAGAGUUUUUUCUGUCAGAUACAGUCAUUAAUACUUAUUGUUUGCCUAACUCUCUGCAGCCUCCAAAUGCAACAAAACCAUCCUGCUUCUCAUCAACUAUAUAAACAUCUGUGUUUUCAAUUUGCUCCAGAGAACAAGCACUUCCUUUUUUAAAAAAUUAUUUCUUUGGAUUUUCAGUGUUUUAUUGACUCCAGUGUUGUUUUUUUUCCCUCACAUUUUUCUGCUUUUCUUUUUAUCUGCUCAUUAAAAUAGUGAUGCCAUAUGUAUUUGAAUGUUGGGACUUGUUUAAUGUGUCUUCUCUUGGAGACAGAAUUGGUGCUUUGACAUUUUCCUCCCUGAUACUGGUGAUUGAACCCACUAAGGCACUCUGUCUACCACAGGCUAUUCGCAGACUGGCUGCUGACUGGCUGGCUUGCACAUGUAUGUAUGUAUGUAUGUUUUUAUCAAGAAAGGAAUGUGGUUUUUGAGCAAGUCUCACUCCAUCGCUCAGACCAGCCUUGACCUUGUGAUCCUCCUGCCCCUACUUCGCUAAUACUGAGGUACGAGGCAUAGGAAAGGUAUGUCCUGUCCUGUGUCUCACCCCGCCCACCCACUCUAUACCGGGGAAUGAACUCAGAGCCUUUGUGCUGAGCCACACCUCCCCUUCGUUUUUAAAUAUUUUGAGUCAGGAUCGCACAGAGGUGCCAGACUGGGCUUGAACGUGCAGUCCUCCUGCCUCCCAGGAUGCCAGGAUUAUAGGUAUUAGCCACCAUGUCCAGAAUUUUUUAAAUUCUCAAAAUUUGAGAAGUAGAGACUCAAGGGACUUAGAUCCUUCAGUACUUUGCUUCCAGUGCUUUAAACAUGUAUAAUGCAAGUUUAGAAGAAGUGCUUUAUUCUUGUUUUUAAAAAUUAUUCAAGACACUAUAGAAAGUAGUGUCCAGACUUUGACUUCAAGUAUUUACUGUAUCCUCUUAUUCCCUGGAAAGAUACUUGCCCUAGGAGCCUCUGAAAUCUUAAAUCUAAACAAAACAUCCUCAUUGGCUUAAGCAGCCAUUUCAUUCCUUUAAGCACAAGUGUCCUUGAUUUGGAAGUAUCUUCAGAGUACAAAAAGGGAACAUUAGACUAGCAGAAGUAAAUGAGAGACUGGGUAUAUAAUGUUAUAGAAGAGGUAUUUUCUAAUUAUAGUAUAUUUUUUAGCAAAACUAAUCUAGUUGGAGAAAUGCAACAUGAUUAUUAGGUACUGUAGAAGCCCUGCUUGGUGAUUUCCACUCAGUAAUUGCCCAGUGUUGAUGAGGAAGUUACUCGGACAUUAGGUUUUCAUCAUAUUGCAUUAUUUUUGUACUAACACAGCUUUCUGCUAUUGUGAAACAUGCUUGCUUGUUAUUUCCCAUUUGUUUUGUUAAUAUCUAAAACCUCCUGUAUACCGACUUUGGGCACUGAAGAAAACACUUAACUCUCUCUACAUGUCUGCCUUUCAUAGUCAAAGGUGCCUCCAUAAACUUCUUGUUAACAUUCAAGCAUAGUCUCAGGCUUUGUGACACAUGGCUGUAAUCCCAACCCUUGGGAGGCUGAGACAGGAGGAGUACUGUGAGUUUGAGGCCAACUUGGUCUAUAUAGUGAGUUCAAGGCCAGCCUGAACUACAUAGCAAGGUCUUGUCUUAAAAAAAAAAAAAUUCACGUAUUUGUGUACUUUUUUUUACUAAGAGGAGAACUAAGAGACAGGAACUGGUCCUAGAAUUUAUGUGGCACAUUCUCCAACACAUUAUUUCUCCUUAAAGAAUUAGUCUCUUGUUUUCGAACUCUUUUAUUUCCUACAAAUCAAGAACUUACUUACUGAGUAAAUUUAUUCCCUGACAGGGAAUUUAUUGAAUUGGGUGUGAUAGACAGUACCAUAAAACUUCCAAUCCCCUUUUACUUUCUCAGUUUCCUCACAGUGAUCAGCAAAGGAGUCUUUUUUUUUUAUCACAUACUCUGUGUUGACUCUAUUUUUUAAUUCCUUAGAAACGUGCAGUAGUCACAUUUCAUCUUCUCCAAGAGCUUUUUAUGACCAUAGUGGCCUUGGAGAGUUCAUUAAAACUGUCAUCGCUUGCUGAAUAUGGUGGCACACACCUAUAAUUCCAGCAUUCAGGAGGCUGAGGCAGAAAUUUUGCUGUGAGUUUGAGACCAGCCUAGGCUACAUAGUAAGUUCAAGGCCACUCUGAAACACAUAGUGAGACCCUGUCUUAAACACAAACAAACAAUAAGUCACCUCUUGAACUAUAGCAUGGGGAAUGAUAAUGAUGACCUACAUAGAGCAACUUCUUUUUUUCUUACGUAUAUUCCUGCAUUCCAAAACCUUUCUGAACCCAUCACAUUUAAAAUCCAUGCUUAGUAGAUGUGGAACAUACCACAUGCAGCACUGGAUUUGAUAAAGUAUAAGAUAAAUUUUGGGAAAUGUGAGCAUCAGAACAGUUCUCCAAGUGUUUGAUUGCAGAGAUGUAAAGAACUUGGUGAAAAGUAAGAUUUUGGUCAAGAGUUGAAGAUUUUAUUAAAAUAGUACUAGUAUUCUAGUUAGAAUUUGAUUGAGUCCAGAUUCUAAGGCUUUUGCUGUCCCAGAAGUUAGAACUGUUGGCAUCAAGGACUUUACUUUGCCACUGUUGCAUAAUUUUCUUAGUUGAGGCUUUAGGCUUUAAUAGGAUUCUGUGGUGGGGAAUAAUCCCCUCUUCAGCAAAGAUACAGUAUAAGGGUGUUUUCCCUUUUCUCUGUGAUUUCUCUGUUGUCCACUAGGUGGCACCCACCCAACCACUCUAAUAAAUACUGUAUAGUGAAAUCUGCUAAUUUAAAAAAUUUUUAUAUUGGUAGAUGCUUGUAGAAACAAGAAUUUAAAAAAGAACUCAACCUGCCCCUCCUGACUAGUGAGCCACUUGGCAGAAGUAUAAUCUUUUCCAUCGGUUCCUUACUUCUUUCACAGUGUAGGGUUAGCACUUGUUGGUAUUAUCUAACUUGUUUCAUGAAGGGUCAGUCUGUUAGCACAAAGCUCUUGGGAUCAGAUAAUCAUCCCUUUUAAUCUAAAAUCAUAAAUUUGCCCUUGUCAUCUGGGAUUAGAAAGAGACCCGCUCCUGGAAUAACUACCACAUGUUUUCUGGAUCAUUAUCUCCAUAUUACCUGUGGUAUAAAAAAGCUCCUGACAAUCCAGUUUUGCCAUCAUCUGCCAUGAUUCCACUGAACCUAAUGUUAUGCCAUUUUCUUGACUUAUGGUGCAGGUGACCCUUAUUUCUCCUGUUUCAGUCCCCUAAAAGUUUUGUGUAUUUCCUGGUCUUUCUCCUUCCAGCUCAACUAAGCUCUGGAAACCAGUCCUUAGUGCCUCUGGAAUUAAUGAGCUAUUACCAGGGAAACCUGUGCUGUUAACUUCACCUUCUACAGAACACUUUCCCUUUUGCUGUCUCAUGUGAUGUUUUUGUUUGUUUGUUUCUUCCAUUACACCUAUGACUUAAUUUUCAGCAAUUUGUAUACCAAAGGGUUAGGGUCCUACCAGUUCUAACAGUUCUUGUCUUAGUUUUGUCCUCCAUCCUACCUUGCCCAUUCCCUGCUGUGGUCACUGCUGAGAACUGCAGGCCUCCACAGUCUGUUUCAUACCACCUAUGUUUGUCUCCCUUUUUAUCUGACUCUUAAUGUCCGGCCCCCCAACAGUUCUUCACCCUUCCUAGGACUUCCAGUCUCUCUAUCACCCGCCUAACUAGUGACUUGGUUCUUCUCACCUAAAAUUCCAUGGUUAAUUCUCUGGUAUUGUGCUUCCCUUUACCUUGCGCUUACUUCUCCCACUUGAUUGGCAGAACCACCAUCCUGGUUAAAUCUUUCUUUCAGUCCGCCCUGCGUCUACCUCUAGCUGUUCUACUCUGAACAUGGCUGGAGCAAAGCACGUAGCUGGCCGCCUUCUUUUUUUUUUAUAGUGGAAUUGAACUCAGGGCCUCGCAGGUGCCAGGCAGGUGCUUAUGCCUCUGAGCUACACCCCUGGCCACAGCUGGCCUUCUUGAUACACUUUGCCUUCAGAACGCCAGUGCUGUUUUUCUUCUGCCUUCUGGCUCUGCUUUUCUCCAGGUUCUCCUCUGCUCUGUGUGUGGGUGGCAUUGUUUAUUGCUAGACAAUAAUAUUUUAAGAUUUCUCAAAGAGUUAAGAUUUCAGUUUCCUACUUGUUAGUUUUUUGACGCAAGGUCUCUAUGCGGUUCAAGGUGGCCUUGAGCUCACUGUAUAGCAGGCUGGCUUUGACCCUGGGACCGUCUUCCCAAGUGCUGGGGUUGUAGGCUUUCACCACCAUGCCCAAUUCAGGGUCUUACUCUUCUACACAUCUUUUUUUCUCCUCAGAGGCCCAACACCUCCUAAUCCUCAUUCUCUGAUGGGGAUAUUUUCUUUGUACUUCACUGAAAAAAUUAAAGCAGUUAGAAAAACUUGCAAGACUUUCACUGUUACUUUUUCCCACUUCCUCUGUCUUCCCUAUUAACUUUAUCCUGUCUAAAGCCAAUUCCUAGACUAAUGUGAUACCUUCAUUUUAGCAAAUAUAUAAAAUAUGCUGAAAAUACACAAUAAAAGACCUUUCUUUCUCCUGCAGUGACCAUGAGUUAACCAUGUCUUUUGUAUGCGUAUACUAUUCUAUUUGAGGAGAAACUUUGAGAAAUUUUCACACAGACCCUUAGUAGAAAAUUAAAAGGCGAGGCAGGUAAGAGAUAAAAUUCCAAAAAUGAGAGGGCACAUACAUUUUUAAAAAGGAAAUCUGCGUGACUUCUUAUAGUAUAUAUUGUUCUACAUUUUAUAUAACAUACUUUAGUAUCUCUUAAUGUUACUACAUAUAGAUCUACUUUUUAAAACUUAUUUUGUAUGCUUCAUUAUUUCUAUUGCGUAGAUAGUUGUAUUUUCAUACAAAUAAUACAAAUUAAAUUUUAAGUAAUGCCUCAUUGAAUAAAAGUUUUCAAUUUUUUUUAUUAGAAGCAUGGUUGCAGGAACCCUUCUGCUACAUUUAUCUUUGCAUACUUAGGUUUUUGCACAGUAAUGUCCUAAUAAAGUUUCUAGACUCAAAUCACUGAGUAAGGAUAUACAAAUUUACUCUUCCACAAAUGAGAAACUAUUUAUUGUAAUAUCUGCUAGGGGACACUGAUCACUGAUAGUAUCACAUAACGUGAAGUAGAUGAACACAGAUACCUUUCAGUUCUGAACUUCUGGUUCUGCUAUUCCUUUUCUCUCUGUAGUAGCUAUCUUUGGUAUUAUCUGAUAUUAUCACCCCAAACUUUUGAUAAGUUUUUAUGUUCUUUUGUUACUUUGUUUGAGUCUAAAUUUUAAUCUCUUUCUCUGUGCACUUAGGAUCAGCUGUUAAAACAAAAUGUUUUAGGAAUAUAAAGCUAAACUAGGGAAAAAAUUAAAAUUUUUUGCUUGAAGAUUACUAAAGUACUUUCCAAAAAAGAGUAGUGAAGAUUUAAGGGAAAGGAUCAUCUGAUAAGAAUAAUUAAACUUUUAAUUCCUUCUAAACUGGGGGAAUCUGAUACAGUAUUUAUCUGUAGUAGUGUGUUCUCUUUUUCACCACCAGAUGGCACAUGGAUCGCUUCUAUUUUAGAUGUGUCAUUGUUACGUUGGGAAGUGAUGCAGUCUGUGACAUAAUCACGUUGGAGAGAGGCACUCUGAUAUUUUUCCUUACAAACUGCAUAGAAUACUGCCCUCUAUCUGUCAUGAGAUUUAUUUGGAGGACUGACUGCAGUAAAAUUACAGCAGAAGGCUAGUGAAUGCCCUUUUUCAAAGGAAUCUCAUUCUAGCACUGUUAGUUUUUAGAGGUUAUGGCUUUGUUUUUCUUAAGCUAGUAUUCUUAUAGGAGCAGUCUUAGUUUACUUUGGGAGCCCAGAAGCUGGGGAAUGGUUUUUUUUUUUGUUUAUUUUUUGAUUUUAGUCUGAUAGGUUCAUGAAAUCAUAGCCUCCUAUUUAGAAGACUUAACAGAGAGAGUUGUGUUUUACUAGCUUGAUAGCUUAUUAUAUAUUUGUUUGAAACCCCAUUAUAACACAUUCAUAAUCACAUCUCUAUCCAGCUUCUUUUGAAGAACUUCAAACACACGAUAGAACUUAGCCACUAAUUAUAUGUUGUAAUUUGUUAACUCCUAAUUAUCUCAGUGCUGUUUUAGAACCUCUUUCUAGGCAUCCACACUUUGGUAUGUACUUGGAUUGCUCUAUCGUAGAGAUAUAUAAAUUGAAACUCCGUCUUUUAAAUUCAGGGUGCCGUCUCCCAUUUUCUGAUGAUUUCAGGUUUAAUUGUCUUUUAAAUGUAUUCUCCAUCUAGUAGGAGGAUCAGUAUUGCUUAAACUUCUGUCCUCUUUGUAUGUAAAUAUCUCUUUGUACCACUAAUUCUCAAAGUGUAGUGUGUACAGAAGGAUUACGUGAGAAGCAUUUUAAAGGUUUAAAUUGGAGGACUUCACUAGGACUUCACCUCCAGAGGAUAUAAGUCAUGAGGAUUGUAGAAGGGUACAUUUUUAACAAGUACCCCGUUUAAUUUUGUAAUGAUUAUGCAAAUAGGGCUUGAUCCUUCUGCUUUGGUAUUUCUUUUCCAUUUUUUGCACGCUCUUCUUACUCGCCACUAGCCUAGAAGGUACUCCCUACACUUCUCUUAACGACGUCUGGAUAUCUCCAACAGAGUAGAUGUGUGUUAUUCUUUUUUUUUAAAUGGAGGUCAUAGAAAUCAGAGAAUAGUUCAAAAUUUUCUGUUGAUUACAAACAUUCUGGAUGCACUAUUUCAGAAGAACUUGUUUUUAUAAAAGUCUUUUUUUCUAUCUUCCCAGCCACAUCUUAGUAGGCAUUUUUGAAGGUCUGGAGAAAUUCUUUGGGAUCAGUGAAACUGGGAACAACUUAGAGACUGACCAUGCUGUAGAGGAUGGAAGGUAGGGAAAGUAUUGUACUAAACUUAGACUUGUAUGGCAUGAAUUGAGUGGAAGAGGAUGAUUCGGGAUAGAGAGGGCUGUGGUCUGCAGACCUAACUUUCGCUCAAGUUUGGUUAUUCUCUUGGCUAGAGCCCUGGAGUUGGAGACUAAAAAUGUGUUCAUGAGUAGGCAUGAGCUCUCCAGGAAAUGUAACAGUAAAACUAGGCUUUGGGAUCAGUAGAAUGUAGUUCCCUUGCUAAAUGCUACAGUUCAGAGCUGCUGUCAAGAAAAAGCACUAUUCUGAGGAGCCCUUGAUCAUGUACCCUUUGGGAAUUACUGGAUUUGAAAUGAUUAUUUUGCUGAUACUGGACAAAUCACUCAGCGAGGAGUACUAGGGAUGUCUCCAUCACAGACUGUUCCUUCUGGGGCUUUUAAUUUUGCUUCACUAUGUUUUUCUGUAAAGAAGGUAGUUCAGUAGUUAAAAUAGUAUUAAAGGAAAACUCAAUCCGACCCUACUAUUCAUUCAGUCCAUCCUUCGCCCAUCCUUUAGAGAUAAACCAAUUUUAUUAAUUCCUUAAAUAUCCUCUCAGGGUUUUUUUUUAAAAAUGCAGUCGUAAGCAGGUACUAAUUCUGAUUCUUGUUCUCCCAAAAGAUAUACAUACUAUUUGUAUUGUUCUAUACUUUGCUUCUUCAUCUGGAAAUACUCCUUGUAUUUAAGUGUAAAAAACAUAUAUUAUUUUUAUAAUAAACACAAAGAGAAAACAAAAAUACAGUGAUGAAGUCAUCUGUCCUUUUUUGAAAUAAUAACCACAUUACCACACCUUAUCUGGUGCAUCUUAGUUUGCCCAUAUGUCCUUUUGUUCUCUUUGCAAGCUCUCUUUGUGUCAUGAUGGACUGAAGGGUUGACUAUACCAAUUUUAUAAAGGUAUAGCAACUCAUACUAGAACCUUACAGUGAUUAUGGUGUGGAAAAGAGAGACUUGAAAAAUUUUGUGCAGGGCCUUCCAGAUCUAGCUCCAUUGUUGGAGCAUCAUACUCAAGGAGUGACCAAAGUUUGUAUCACUAGAAUUAGGACAUAUUCUACCCCAAAGAAGAAAAAGAAGCCUUAAAAGAAAAGGAUGGCAUACUUCAUUCUUUUCUUCCUUCCAUCUCCAUUUUUGUUCUGGAGAUUAAUUGCUCUAGAACUUGGUAUUCUGUAACUUUUGUUUCAGAAUUCUUGCCCAUCACCGGUAGAGAAAUACAGAAUAAUAUUCAUGGUACGAUUUUUUUAUGGAGAAAGCAGGAAGAAAAUUUGAAUAUUAUUAAUACAAUUGUGUUUUAUAGAUAAAAGAAUGCAGAAGUAAAAAGAAGGGUUUGUGACAGUUACUAUAAUAUUUUGUUAACAGUGUUAGAUUUUUUCCCUUCAGUUUUGCUCUAGUGAUCCUAGCCUACUGUAAGGGAAAUGAGAUUCCAAUAUAAAAAUCUUUGUAUUUUUCUAUAAGCCUCACAAUUAUACAUUGGCAACCCCAUUUCUGCAAGGUGGGAUGGAGCCAUUCUUUCCUCCUGAUCCUACAGUAAUUCCAAUUCUUUUCUAAGACUAUAUGAUUUCUUCUUUCCAGUCUAUUUUAUUAGAUGUGUGCAUAUUUACAUUUAUGUUGGCAAGAAACUUGCAAAAAUUCUUUUAAGAUGAACGCCCCAAUUUUCCGAUUCUGUUUGCAUUUUUCUUUUCAGCCACGGGGUGUGCGCAGUUGAGCUGUUUUGGUCAGGUUCCAGAUUGUGAGGUCAGAGACUAGUGAUUGGGGGAGAGGAUCAGGUGACUUUCAGUAACUGUGAUGCGGUCCUGCCCUCUUCUCCACCCCUUCUCCCCCCACUUCCCCACCCUUUCCUGGCUUCCACCUCAGGAACAAAGAAGAGAAAAAAACAGCAGUGUGACGAAACCCAGCAGCUGUCUCUGCAGACUCAGGCUGGGGGCUGGGUGUUUAUUCCGUCUGUUCUCUUUGUUACCCUGUUACUUCCUUGCCUGACCCUGAAUAAAUGGAGAGUAUUUCUAGAAA